CCGAGCGAGGCCGAUCUCAAAUUGUCUUCAAAACGAAAUCAGCCGAAGUCUCCCAGAUAACGCCGAUUUGUAAAACAGAAGUGUCUUUCUUUGGCAGAUUGGGGGCGAUGAAGAAGGGCUGGAUAGCAGGAGGAAGAGCAGAAACCUCCUUUUAAACCGCAUUCCUCUGUUUCCCGUGCCAAUCCCUGCGCUGCUUCGGAUCCCACAUGCAGAGACAUCCAGCUAAAAUGAGGCUCACGCGUGUGGCAGUCAUCAGCACCCUCCUGUGCUCAGUUUGGUCAUCAACCAUUAAAGCUAAAGACGAACACCGCACUGCAUUCUUUGGGGAAGACGUUCAUAUUCCGGUGCCGGCUUUAGACACAACAGAGGUGUUGUUCAAGCCGAGGGUGGAUCCGGUAGAAGAGCGGGCUUUCCUGCGAGGCGGGAAAAUUCUGGACUCAAGGGCCAAACUGAACGUUCACAUCAGUCAUUUGAUCCUGGAGGAUGUGGGCGAGGAGGAUGAGGGCACGUACUUGGUGAAGAACUCUGCGGCCCCGGCUGAUGUCAGAAGAAUCAUUCUUAUCGUUAGAGACUGUGCUCUAGAGACUGUGGUGAAAUACGGAGACACGUAUCAUAUCCCGAUCAACCCUUCGAUUGGUCCGUACACCCUUGAGUUCAGGCCUGGAGUCCACCCGACCACAGAGGUGCCGCCCGUGCUGCUUCUCAACCAGACCGGCGUCCCCUCGCUGGAGUACGAGCGCCGCCUGAGCGUGGGAGAGAAGAGGGUCAACCUCCACUUGGUUACAGGAGCCGACGAGGGCAGCUACACGGUCAUAGACAGUGAUGAAAAAGUCCGAUUGAGAGCCUGUCUCAAUGUGAAAGACCACCAGAUCUUUGACCACCUGAACUACGGUGAAACCCUGAAGAUCAAGCUCCACGUGGACCACACCAAGGUCAAAAUGGUCUACAUCCCAGACACUGACCACAAGGAGCGACUCAUCAUGGACCAGGGGGAGCUGACGAUACCCGACUCUGCUUUUGAGGGCCGGGCGUCCGUGGAGGGGUCCGUGUUCUUCCUGAAGAAGGUCAAAGUCGCCGACAUGGGUGUCUUUCGAGUCAUGGACUUUUCCGGCUUCCGCAUAGCCGACGUCUACCUUCACGUGGAGCCCUAUAAGCUGCCGCAGCUGUACGUGGCCAUCAUCUCCUUGCUGUCUCUGCUGGCGUUCCUGCUGUUGGUGUGUCUGCUGUCCUGCCUGAUCAAGGUUCACCGGCGUGCCGAGCGAGCUCGUAAGAUCACUCUAAUCGCUCAACAGGCCGGCAAAGGCGACGGAGAGGCCUUCAGACAGGUGGUUCAAGAUGCUUAUACUAGAUUCACGGAGGAGUCCACCGUACAGUCCACAUGGGAGAACGCCACCGAGAGCACAGAAGUUGAGAUCAAAGGUCUAGAGGUAUCAAAACCGGGUCAGUACCAGGCUCUCCAGUCCGAGAAGAACCUCCUGGAGAUGAACGACUCAGGCGUGGAGUUCAACUCGUCCGCGCUCCCCCUGGACAGCGACACAGACGUCCCCGACAAUCUGACCUCUCAGAAGCUCCUGCUGGAGUCCGACACCCUCGCCGGUGACCCGCCGGCCGUGUCCGAGGGCGAGCACAGCGCCACCCGCACCCCCGACUCCAUCCUGAGCGCCAGCCCCGUCGUCCAGCCCAAACCCGCUCAGGUAGACGCCGCUCCGCCUGAGGAAACCACCAAAGCCAACGACGGAGAUGCUUCGCCGCGCUCCGAAAAAGCACUGGAUCCCACGACCUGAGCACUUUAAAGCCGACCGAGCCGCGCUGCAACCAGCGUGGCCACCCUUCCUUCACCACAUCUCACCGUCUGACGUGACACUUCAUCUUGCUUGGAUCGAUCUGCUGCAUAACGAAUGGUUCGUCGAUCGGAGAUUCUAGAAGAACGAUAGAACAAAUCCAAAAGAAGACAGAAAAAAAAUAAAUAUAUAAAAAUUGAAGAGCCGAAUCGGUCCUGCACUAUGCAUGCCUUUGAGGACUAGUUUGAUACCAAGUGCUAGAUUAGAGUGACCAUGUAGUGCAUGUGAGAAGUAAGACUUCAUACUUUUUUAAUCUUACAAAACAAUGCGACUGUAACUUAAGACUUUUACGAGAACUGCCUGAGACUCCGAGGAAGCUUGGAGCGACGCCCGAAGCGGACCGCGCUGGAUCCUACAUCUGCCAAAACGCCAAAUUGUGAGAAUUUCUUCAUUGGUGGAAUCGAAGCAGGAUUCACCUCCGAGAUCAAACGCGCUUCACCUGCUGCGAAUGCUUCCUUUCAGUCACCGCCGGCUUUGAAGUGCUUUGCUGAUAAUCCUCGCCAAUGGUAAACCAAACACCUUGAUGAAUCAGGUCUGCGUGGAUGACAGGUAUCCGAUGCGGCGGCUUAGAGCCGUAAAUAGGAUCAGCGGCGGUGGAGGGUUUUGGCCCUGGUUCAGAGGAACUCCUCUGAAGGAUCAGCUUGUCUCAGCAGUUCUAGCUGCUGAUUCUGCUGGGGUGUCUCCACAACCCGGGCCUUUCCGGCGAUCUCCUUUUCUAGCGCUUCUCGCGCCGUCCUUUAUUCCUAAUCAUUUGAAUAUAUUUUAGCUCGGAGAAACGCGCCCGUUGAGAAAAUGAUUUGCGACGAGAUUCAGCUAAGCGGAGGUCUAGGGGGUGCUGAGUUCAGGAUAAUUCAGUAUUCGUAAUAUCUAAUGGGCUUUCGUUACGUAGAUUUGAAUCGUUUGUGUUUGACUCACUGCUGUCGGUACGCUUGAGUCGGCAUGAAUCAUCCAUAUUUCCAGCUGCAACAUUGUGCUUCUGCAGUUUUGCAAGAUUUUUAAGAUUUAAUCAUUUCUAAUAUCUUUCUCGUACCCUAAAACUCUUAAAAAUAAAGUUUUUUUUUUACUAGCAUUGAUGUUCAGUGAGGAAUCAUUAACAUUCACUGAACCUUUCAAGUGCAAAGAAAAGAUUCUUUUCUUUAUUAUGAAUAUUAUGUUUAUUACACUAAGAAAAAAAAAACUUUGUGGCAAAAAUCAGCUUUAUUUUUAAGAGUGUAUAAUUGUAAUUCUCUUUUAGUGUUCUCAUAGCACUUAAUUUUUAGGUUAAUGCUACAUGUUUCUAUUGGAUAGAUGCGUUUCUGCAGGUAAAUCAUUUGUGAGGAGGAUUCUGAUGCAAUAUUAAAAUGAGCUGUAGCUGGUGGGUGGAGUCUUACAGCAAAGGGGCGUGGUUUGGCCUGUUUGUGAAAUUGCUACCUCAUGUUUUGGUGUCUGAAGGACGCAUGGAAGGGAAAAUGGCAAAAGACACAGGGUGUCAAAAAAAGCACAAUUAAGACAAAAUCCUUGCAAAAAGAUGUGAAUUAAAUUGCAGCUAAUGUAAAUACAGUGGUUUGCAGAAAAUAGUAGGCAAAGUAGUUGAAUUGCGAAUUAAUCGAACCCCUUUUUGCUUAUAGUGAACCCUUUAGUGACUGCAUUCAGAACACGGAUAGAUUGAUUGUAAUUUUUUUAUGCAUUUAAAAAAAAAAAAAAAAAAAAAAAAAAAAAGUUUUUCUAUAUUGCAUUGAAAUCUAUUGACCCUAGAUUUUUGAGCAGCUUGCAUUAUUUUAAACUCCCAUUUCUUCACUCCAGAAACUGUUUUAUUGAUUAAGGUUUGUUAUGUCACAUGACUAAACGUGCCAUUAUUGGGCCUUAUGAAGCAAUAUUAGUGUGAAAGCAUUGGGCCUUGCUUAUGAAGCAUAAGCCAAAAUAUUUUCUUUGUGUAUUGUUCAUAAACCUUUCACUCUCAGAAAAAAAAGUUGCUAAAUCUGUCUUUAAGGUAUCGGUAUUCACCUUUUAGGUUGCAAACGCGUACCUUUCGAAAAGAUACUGCCCCCGUGACAGCUUUUUCUUCCUGAGAGCAUUCUUACAUUCAAAGUUCGUAAUCAAUUCGCUGCAGCAUUUUAUGUAUGAAUAGUCUUAUGAUUGAUUUGCGCCACUCAUGUUUGAUGAAUGAGGCUGGAUGCACUCACGCACACACACACACACACACACACACACACACACACACACACACACAGGGUAGGUGCAACAAACAAACACAAACUUCUGUACAUAGAUGUAUUGCAUGUUAAUGAUCAAUACUAUCCAAUGAUUGCUCUAUUCUUAUGAAUUAUUCUUCAGAUAACAGACACAGCUUCUAAAGAAAUGAAUGACAUAAAAAACAAGAAACCUUCGCAGGGUUUCUGCAGGUCAUAAAUUGGCUUUUUAUUCGCUCUUCCACAAAUUAAGACCUUAAAAAUCUGAGCUGAAAUCUUAAAUUCAGAAAUUGGUGGCAUUUACGGCGAAAAAAACAACUUCUUCCUCAGUGUUUUUGUCUUAAAUAUAUAAACCUUUUUUGAUCGAGGUACAUUCACUUGAGAUUGGAAAAAAAAAGCAUAUAUCAAGGCUUGUUUUUUAAGGGAUUGAACAAAAUGAAGUGAGUUUAUGCUUAAAACAAGAACAAAUAUGCCAGUGGGGUAUGAAAGCGUGUUUUUCCUUCGAUUUAAGGGAGUUUUACAGACACCAUUAUCACAUGUGUUUUGUUUUAAUCACAAACUCACUUCAUUUAGAUGAUGAUCUUUAUGUCAUCUGCGUCUUAAGUAGACAUAUCUUGAUUUAUGACUCCUUACAGAUGUGCACUGGAGAAAAAAAAAAGACUGCACGUGUGAAAGCAAGUUAUUUCCAGAAGUCUAAUAAUCUGUAUUUGCAAACUUUGAAGAACAUGAGAGAGCAUUCUGAUGAAUCCCGUCACGUUCUUUCCUUCAUUAUGUUCUUGGCUUGCUCUUAAAGUCUUAAAUCUAGCUUCAUGAAACCUGCAGAAACCCCGCUUGGGCACCGUCACGCUGUAACCUUUGCACUUGAGAAUGAUUUUUGAUAAUGCAAAACUCAAGAAAUAUAUAAUUGCUAUUUAUUAUACUCUCUUUAUAUAUGCGCCGAUGUCAUAGAUCUGCUAUAUACGCGACUAAAAGCAUUACAGAAGCAUGCUGAACUAGAGGUUGCCUGUUAGAAACGAGACUUCAUUGCGUUGCAUCGCUUUGUCUCUGAUGAGAAGUAUUCUUAAUGUCAGUGUUAUUUUAGCAGUGUUUAUUCGGCUGAAAAUGGAUGUCACAGUGUAUGAUUAUGCAAUUUACAAUCGUGAACGGAACACAUCUCCAAUCCUCAGGCGUCGCCGAGCACAACUAAAUCAGAAGAAGAAAUGGAUCUCAUUUUCCUGUUUCUCACAAUCAUGUUAUAUACUCAUUUUUAGCUCGGUUAUACUUGAAUAAAUGCAUUCACCCCUCAAAGCUCAGCGUGAUUCACCUUUAUAAAGGUCAUGGCUUUUAAAUGUGUUGAAAUUUGCAUUUGCGUUUGCAUUUGAGUGCUUUGAGCCGGACAUACAUCACAAUUCUGCACAAGAAAAGGCACUUGUCGUAGCAAUACGAGCCCAUCCUGCUCAGGUUCGAUCAGUGGCUCACACAGAUGCUGGCAUCACGUAAUGAAUCGAGCUCAGGAGCGUGCAGGAGUUUUCAGCUGUCAGGUUUCUCGAAGUGCUUUAUUCGUCUCAGAAAAGUUGUGGUAGCUUCGUAACAUUGCAGUGUUCUUGCCAGGCUUCCAUAAAACCGUGAAUAUUAACAAUACUUCACAGUCAUGUACAAAGCACGGUGCGCAGGAUCUUGUUUUUAGCCGCUUCAUUUAUUUAAUAUUACACGUGGCUUCAUAGUUUGACCUCGAGCACAGCUUUAGUUCAACUUUGAUUUGCUCUCUUGAAUGAAAGACGAAAAUAAAACUUUGACUUCAAAAAUCCAA
Molecule: messenger RNA, 5798 nt
Organism: Puntigrus tetrazona (Sumatra barb)
Lineage: Eukaryota; Metazoa; Chordata; Actinopteri; Cypriniformes; Cyprinidae
Exons: 9
Coding region: 207-1784 (525 amino acids)
Source: RefSeq, a predicted model, not a curated record